CACAGAUGAUCAAAUAUCAAUCAUACAGCUCAUUAGCAAGUAUCAGGUGCUGUUGGCUGCUUUUUUCUUGAGAUGACUUUCAUCCAUAACUUUUUUUUACUCAUUCUCUCUCUUCGCAAUCUCUCCCACACACACUCUCACACCACCAUUUUUCAACUGCCUGAAAAACACUCCACUGCACCCAUCGCUCUCAAUCUCCGAUAUCUCUCAGAGAGUUAUUCAUGAAGCUUCAGCAACAAUUAUAUUUUGGCAGAUAAGAGAAUUAGAAUAAAUAUUAUACUUGGAAAAGGGAAAAAACUGAAAUAAAAGAAAAAUCACUACACCAUCUGUGUGAGUGUUCUUGUUGUGGCUGAGCUAAAAGUAUUACUAUUAGUUCAUGGAUUCCAAAUCCUUAAGGCUCAUAGCCCACCAAUCGUUUUUCUCCGCCGUCCGAUCCGAUGAUUUCGAGUCCCUGAAGAAACUCGUCGAGAAUGAAGGGUCGGAUCCGUCUUCUUUGAUGGCCCUUGAGAAUGAGGCGAAGGCGACUGCACUGUACAUAGCCGCAGAGAAUAAUUUCCUUGGGAUUUUCAUGUAUCUGCUCGAUUUCUGCGAUUUGGAUAUUGUUUUGAUGAGGGCUAAAUCGGAUAUGGACGCAUUCCAGGUGGCAGCAUCCAAGGGACACCUUGAUAUAGUGAAGGAACUCCUAAACAAGUGGCCUCAGCUCUGCCGAGUCUGCAACUCAUCAAAAACGAGCCCUCUCUAUUCAGCCGCCUCCCAAAACCAUCUACAAGUCGUGAACGCCAUACUAGACGUGGACGCGAGCACGGCACGAAUCGUUCGAAAAAACGGAAAAACCGCACUGCACACAACCGCAAGAUACGGUCAACUCGAAAUGGUCAAAACCCUCAUCGGUCGCGAUCCUGGCAUCAUAACCAUCAAGGACAAGAAAGGUCAAACGGCCUUACACAUGGCCGUCAAAGGCCAAGACAGUCGCGUGGUAGAGGAGCUCCUCGAAGCCGCCGAUCACACAAUACUAAACGAACGCGACAAGAAAGGCAACACCGCACUCCACAUCGCCACGCGUAAAAGCCGCUCUCAGAUAGUCGCUCUCCUCCUCACAUACCGCUCGCUCGACAUCAACGCGUUGAAUUUGCAGCGCGAGACCGCACUCGACGUAGCCGACCGGCUCCCAUUCGGCCCCCACGCCCUCGAGAUUUCCGAGUCGCUAUCUGAGGCCGGCGGCAAGCGCGGCGCCAGCCUGUGGCCGCCGCUCGACUCGGCCGAGUUAAAGCGCACGGUUAGCGACAUUCGGCACGAGGUCCAGUCACAGGUGAUCCAGAACGAGAAGACUCAAAGACGAGUGUCGGGAAUUGCAAAGGAGCUUCGCAAAAUCCACCGUGAAGCCGUCCAAAACACUAUAAACUCGGUGACGGUAGUUGCAGUCCUUGUUGCAUCCAUUGCAUUCAUAGCCCUAUUUAACUUGCCGGGACAAUACGAGACGGACGGGCCUGAAACGGGCCAGGCCAUGAUAGCCCACAAGACGGCUUUUCGGGCUUUUUGCCUAUUGGACUCGACGGCCCUUUUUAUAUCGCUUUCGGUCGUUGUUGUGCAGAUCACGCUUGUGGCGUGGGACACGCGGGCGCAGAAGAGGGUGGUGUCGAUUGUGAACAAGAUGAUGUGGGCGGCGUGCGUGAGCACGUGCGGGGCGUUUUUGUCCAUAUCGUUUGUGGUGGUGGGGAAGGAUGGGUCAUGGAUGGCGGAUACGGUAACGGGCCUUGGAGGGCCCAUACUUGUGGGGACGCUGGCGAGUUUGUGUUAUUUUGUGUUCAGGAAGCAUUUCGGGAGUGAUUCGCAGAGGAGGAUUAGAAGGGGGAGCGGGAGCAAGUCGUUUUCGUGGUCGUACUCGGCGAAUGUGUCGGAUUUGGACGAUGAGUUUAAUUCGGAUGAGAAGAUUUACGCCUUGUGAGGAACCUAUGUGGGUUUUGUAAUGAAGGGUAUAUAUAUAUAUAUUUAUAUAUAUAUAUAUAUAUAUGUGACUCUUGUUACUUGCACUCUGUAUUUGUUGUGUGUGUGUAGCCAAAUUUGUAGAUAUGAGUAUAUGUGGGAGUUGUGGCCGAUCUUUGAUGGUUAACCGUGUGCAUUAUGGAGAUUUUUAUGUAUACUAGUAAAGUGCACGUGGUAUUGAAUGAUUUUUGCAGGGUAAGUUUAUAAAAUAAAU
Molecule: messenger RNA, 2197 nt
Organism: Striga asiatica
Lineage: Eukaryota; Viridiplantae; Streptophyta; Magnoliopsida; Lamiales; Orobanchaceae
Source: the annotation of a GenBank genome assembly